This is a messenger RNA of Phymastichus coffea, 2171 nucleotides long. Its product is annotated as zinc finger CCHC domain-containing protein 8 homolog. Gene Ontology annotation, cellular component: catalytic step 2 spliceosome. NCBI's taxonomy places the organism in Eukaryota, Metazoa, Arthropoda, Insecta, Hymenoptera, Eulophidae. Bases 115 to 1929 code for a protein of 604 amino acids. Gene Ontology annotation, molecular function: RNA binding. The transcript is spliced from 7 exons. The record is from RefSeq and is a predicted model, not a curated record.
UAAAACUUGUACGAAAAAAUAAACGUCAAGUUUGGCUUGUUUUAUCCAUAAAAUUUAAUGACUACUAACCAAAGUUCAAAUUAAUGAAAGUUUGUUUUUAUCGGAACAAUUCUAAUGAGUUCUUCAGCAGAUAACUCGACCUCCGUCGAGCUCAUAUGUUUAGACGACAGUAAGGAAGAAUGUCAAGAUGAAAAUGCAAGAGCUGAUAACCUCGUCGGCGUGGAUACAACCACUGUGGUUUUUGACGAAACUCUGCCUCCUGGAGUUCCACCGGAAGGUUUUGUGGUUUUAGACGAAACUAUCGAAUCAUCAAAGGAACACAUACAAGAAACCAAUAAUGAUAGCAAUCCUAUUUUUAAAGUUAUAUUCAGAGAUGAUGCAGCCUUUCAAAACUACAGCAGAAAAAUAGACCAUUUUUUGAAAGACUUAUUAUCGCACAAGCAUCGUAGAAAAGACAUAAAAUCUAAAAAAGGAGAUUUGACACUGGAAAUAUUUGACUCUUCAUCUAAACAUAAGCAUUUCUCAAAUAAAACUGACAGCAAAGAGAAGCAAUCAAACGAUUCUCUCUUUAUUAUAGACAAUGAACCAAAAAUUCAAGAUGAUCUUGAUAUUCCUAUGUAUAAACAGAAAUUUGAUAAAGUACUACAAAAAUCUAAUGAUGAGAAUAAUGGAGAAAGAGAAGAUUGUGGUCCAAAAAUGACAUGCUUCAAUUGCUUAGGAAAUCAUAGCUUACGAGAUUGUGAUCAACCUCGCAAUUAUGUAGCAAUAAACAAAAACAGGAAGGAACACAAUUUUAAAAGGGGAUCAGCAAGUACUAGAUAUCAUUUAGAUGAUGAUCAAAGGUUUGGGCAUUUUGUACCUGGUCAAAUAACACCACAGUUACGUGAAGCUCUUGGUUUGAGAAAUGAUGAACUUCCAAGACAUAUCUACAGAAUGCGAGUACUGGGCUACCCUCCUGGUUGGUUGGAAGAAGCAAGACUGCAACAUUCUGGCUUAUCUUUAAUUGAUCAAAAUGGUAAGAUUGAUAGAGGAUCUGAUGAAGAAGGUGAAAUUGUUCUACCUGGAGAUAAAGAUCAAUAUGAUAUUAAAAAGAUUGUUGAUUUUCCUGGUUUUAAUGUUCUACCUGAGGAAGGAAUACUGGAUGAAUAUGCAGAAUAUUGGGGUACACCAAAUCAAGAGUACCAUAGUAAAACAGCUAUGGUAUCUUUCUUUAGUAAAAGAAAGGUUGAUGAUGGGUACAAAAGAAAGAAAAUGCCAAAUCCUGCUAAUAUGAGAGCAAGCACUGAUUUGAAUCCAGGGGAAAUGGAAGUUGAUGAAGUUGAAGAUACUCCAGUUGAAUGUCUGCCUGUGAAUGAUUUGUUUAUUCCUCCUUUACCAAAAGACGAGGCAUUACAGUUUACUCCUCCACCACCACCUCCGCCCCUAGAAGAUUCUCAAUCACAAGAGAACACUCCAGAUAAAUCUACAGAUGAAGAUACUACGCGUAAUGAUACAUUAUCAUUAUUCGAUUUAGAAUUCAAGAAAAGGCAACUACUUGCUGAAUUAAAUGACUCCAAUUCAACUUUAUCAAAAGGUAUAGAAAACUCAAAAAGUGAAGAUACAGUUGAAGAAAAUUCAUCGAUAAUUGAGACGCCAACGUCAGACAUUUCAAACAUAAACGAUUCUCAAUCGGAAACUGAAGAUGUACAUAUUCCAAAAGACAAUUUAAAUACGCCAUUAAAUACACCGAUUACAACGGUACAAUUAGGUACUCCAAUACUUUACAGUGCUUCGCCCUUUAAAAGAUUGCCAUCUUCUGAAAAGUUCUCUAAAGACAUUUGUGACGUGAUUAACUUUGAAAACCUGCCAGACUCUACCGGUAAAUAUGAUCAAAUGUCAGAAUUGUUACAAAAAGUUCGAACUAGAGUAUCAGAGCUAAACAAAGAGUAGCAAUAAGUCUAUUAUUUGCAAAGCUAGUUUGAGACAAAAAUAAAUUAAUUUAGGCAUUCACUGUAAGAUAAAUUUUUAAUUAAAUUUUGUUUUUACGUGUCAUUAUUAUAGCAUAAAAAGUAACAUUAGUUUUACAAAAUGAGUAAAACUAUUGGAGAUUUGGAUCUUCCGAAUGAAGCUCAUUUAUAUAAUAAGUAGUUUUGACAUAAGCAUGUGUAAAAAAUUGACAAACAAUCUGUAAA